AUGCCUACACUUUCAAAACUUGCGUACUUUCUCGGAUUACCAGUUCUGAAUGCAAAUUGUUACGAGACUUUUCAUACGUGGUCGCCAAAUUGCAAUCAGGCGAUACUGGAUGCUCUUCCUGACGGGAUGCUUUUCUCCCUCAAAACCUAUGCACCGCUUUACUUGGUUGGUUUCCUGGUUUUCGAGAUAACUGCACUUAUCUCAAAGCAGGGAGAUUUUCGGAGGAUUGAGUGGAAGCGGCGUGCUAUUGGUUUUUUCACUCCUAUUACUAUGGGUUUUGUUGGUGGUUUGUUCGCAAGUUUUUUAUCAUUGUUAAUUGAAAAACGAAAUCGCUGGCCAUCCCUUGCACUAUACUUGACCAACUUAGCAUCUGAAACUUCCUUUCGUCAUUUGAUUAACCAAGGAUAUGUGCGUAAAAUCAGUAAAGGAGAAGUUAUACCAUUUGCCAUUGGAGUCGGCCUGUUCUCAUACCUUUACAGCGCUGAAAAACUUGAUGAGAAUACGAGAAAGGUGUUCAAUAACUAUGCCACUGGUCUCGGUGCCAGUGUCAUCCUCACAAUACUUCGAAACAUUCUGUUCUUGGCAUCGAAUCCGUUGAGGAUUAUGGAGCAGUUAUUCUCCAGAUCUACAUUAAGGAUUCCUAUUUUCUUUGGUUUAAUGCCGUGUGUGUUCCAUGGUGUUCGUUGCGUACUUAAUCGGAUAUGUGCGUCUCACACGGCUCGGAACGUUACUGCAGGCACCGCGUCGGGAUUAGCAAUGUUAGCAUUUCCCAAUGUUUCCAUUUCUAUGUACGUCAUUUGGAAAGCCAUUGAGACGAUAUACUACGAUUUGUUUGAGCAGGGCCGAAUUCAGCCUAUACCUUAUGGUGAUUUAUUACUUUACACCAUAUCAACUGCAUUUGUUCUCUGGAAAAUAGUUAUCGAACCUCAAGCGAUACGCGAAAGCUACUUUAAAUUUAUACUGUCACUCACAGGAAAUAGAAUGGCAUUGUUAAAUCGUGAUCUCUACAAGCACUUUGGUAGCCAGUCACAACUACUAUUUCGCUGUCGGCCAACUCUAAACAACAAAUAUGUCACAAUUAAUCCGAUGCUGUACCAGCCGAUAUCAGGUUUAGAAAGAUGA
Molecule: messenger RNA, 1122 nt
Organism: Angiostrongylus costaricensis
Lineage: Eukaryota; Metazoa; Nematoda; Chromadorea; Rhabditida; Metastrongylidae
Source: the annotation of a GenBank genome assembly